GUCAUUUCAUGGCCCUCGUGGAGGGCAGACUGUAUUCGCCUUGUUUAGAAUGAAUCAGUCCCUUUAAUACAGUGUCUGAGGGGAGGGAAGGGCAUGAGAGUUCUCUGUUUUUAAGGUUGUGUUUUAAGGUUUCUCAAGCAGCAAGAACAGAAGCGAAGCCCGAUGCCUUAGUCCACCCUCUAUGUGGGUUUUCUUUCUCACAGCCCUGCAGUGUCUAUUUAACAUAUGGGGAGUGGUUUCAAGUUCAUUACUAAAGCUUAUAGGCUAAAGUGCUUUGUGGGCUUGGCUAGGACUUAAGUUGCCUUUAGGGAGUCAGCCUGCUGUGAGCUUGAGAACAGGAUUGCAUUCCCUGUUUCUGUGGAUUCUCAGGGUAGUAAAUUUUUUCUGGGUUUUGGGCUGUCAGCCACCUUGGAGAGUAGUUUCAUAGUAAGGAGUCUUCUGUCUUUCAAGCAAUAUGAAGCGACUGCUUCCACAGGGGCACCAGCUUCUUUGCUUUUACCCUGUCAGAAGUCAACAUGUCGCUGAAAAAUGAGCCCAGAGUAAACACCUCUGCACUGCAGAAAAUUGCUGCCGACAUGAGCAACCUGAUAGAAAAUCUAGACACGCGGGAGCUCCACUUUGAGGGAGAGGAGGUGGAUUUUGAUGUGUCUCCUGGUGAUCCCAAGACACAUGAAGUGUCUAUUCCUUUCUCUGCUAUUUAUAACACGCAAGGAUUUAAGGAGCCUAAUAUACAGACGUAUCUCUCUGGCUGUCCAAUAAAAGUGAAAGUUCUGGAAGUGGAACGCUUUACAUCUACAACAAGGGUACCAAGUAUCAAUGUUUACACUAUUGAAUUAACACAUGGAGAAUUUAAGUGGCAAGUUAAGAGGAAAUUCAAGCACUUUGAAGAAUUUCACAGAGAAUUGCUCAAAUACAAAGCCUUUAUCCGAAUCCCAAUUCCCACCAGAAGACACACAUUCAGAAGACAAAAUGUCAAAGGGGAGGAGCCUCGAGAGAUGCCAAAUUUACCACGUUCAUCUGAAACUAGUAUUAGAGAAGAACAAUUCUUAGGUAGAAGGAAACAACUGGAAGAUUACUUGACGAAGCUACUGAAGAUGCCCAUGUAUAGAAACUAUCAUGCGACAACAGAAUUCCUUGACAUAAGCCAGCUGUCUUUCAUCCGUGAUUUGGGACCAAAGGGCAUAGAAGGUAUGAUAAUGAAAAGGUCUGGAGGACAUAGGAUACCGGGCUUGAAUUGCUGUGGCCAGGGAAGAGUCUGCUACCGAUGGUCAAAAAGGUGGUUAAUAGUGAAAGAUUCUUUUUUACUGUAUAUGAAGCCAGACAAUGGUGCUAUUGCCUUCGUCCUGCUGGUAGAUAAAGAAUUCAGAAUUAAGGUGGGGAAGAAGGAGACAGAGACUAAAUAUGGACUCCGAAUUGAUAAUCUCUCCAGGACACUUAUUUUAAAAUGCAACAGCUAUAGACAGGCUCGAUGGUGGGGAGGGGCUAUAGAAGAAUUCAUCCAGAAGCACGGCGCUGACUUUCUCAAAGAUCAUCGAUUUGGGUCAUAUGCUGCUAUCCAAGAGAACACGCUAGCUAAAUGGUAUGUUAACGCCAAAGGAUAUUUUGAAGAUGUGGCAAAUGCAAUGGAAGAGGCUGAAGAAGAGAUUUUUAUCACAGAUUGGUGGUUGAGUCCAGAAAUCUUCCUGAAACGCCCGGUGGUUGAAGGAAAUCGCUGGAGGUUGGACUGCAUUCUUAAACGAAAAGCACAACAAGGGGUGAGGAUCUUCAUCAUGCUCUACAAAGAGGUGGAACUCGCUCUUGGGAUCAAUAGUGAAUACAGCAAGAGGACUUUAAUGCAUCUGCACCCCAACAUUAAGGUGAUGAGGCACCCAGACCAUGUGUCAUCCACUGUGUAUCUGUGGGCUCAUCAUGAGAAGCUCGUCGUCAUCGACCAGUCAGUGGCCUUCGUGGGUGGGAUUGACCUGGCUUAUGGAAGGUGGGACGACAAUGAGCACAGACUCACAGAUGUGGGUAGCGUGAAGCGUGUCAUUACUGGAUCAUCCCUGGUGUCCCUCACAGCUGAAACAGCAGAGUCUACAGAAUCGUUACACCUCAAAGAUAAAAGCAAAUCUAAUACAAAUCUGCCCAUCUUGAAGAGUGUUGAUGAUAUGGAUUCAAAAAUGAAAGGCAUAGGAAAGCCGGGAAAGUUCUCCAAAUUCAGCCUGUACAGGCAGCUCCACAAGCGUCACCUGCAAAGUGCAGACAGCAUCAGCAGCAUUGACAGCACCUGCAGUUACUUUAGUCACUGUAGAAGUCAUCAAAAUUUAAUCCAUGGUUUAAAACCCCACUUGAAAUUCUUUCGCCAUUCCACUGAAUCUGAGCAGGGACUCAUUAAACCUAAUGUCGAUACUGGCUCCAUCCGCAGCUUACAAACAGGCGUCGGGGAGCUGCAUGGGGAAACCAGAUUCUGGCAUGGAAAAGAUUACUGCAACUUUGUCUUCAAAGACUGGGUUCAGCUUGACAAACCUUUUGCAGAUUUCAUUGACAGGUACUCCACUCCCCGGAUGCCAUGGCACGACAUUGCCUCUGUGGUCCACGGGAAGGCGGCUCGUGACGUGGCUCGUCAUUUCAUCCAGCGCUGGAACUUCACAAAGAUUAUGAAAUCAAAAUAUCGGUCUCUUUCGUACCCAUUUCUGCUUCCAAAAUCUCAGACAACAGCCCAGGAGUUGAAAUAUCAAGUGCCUGAAUCUGUAUGUGCAAAAGUACAGUUGCUCCGCUCUGCUGCUGAUUGGUCUGCGGGUAUAAAGUACCAUGAAGAGUCCAUCCACACUGCUUACAUACAUGUGAUAGAGAACAGCAAGCACUAUAUCUACAUAGAAAAUCAGUUUUUCAUAAGCUGCGCUGAUGACAGAGUUGUUUUCAACAGGAUUGGUAAUGCCAUUGCCCAGAGGAUACUUAAAGCCCACAGGGAAAGCCAGAGAUACCGGGUGUAUGUUGUGAUACCGCUCCUGCCAGGGUUUGAAGGAGACAUUUCAACCGGUGGAGGAAACGCGUUACAAGCAGUAAUGCAUUUCAACUACAGAACCAUAUGCAGAGGAGAAAAUUCCAUCCUUGGACAGUUAAAAGCAGAGAUUGGCAAUCAGUGGAUAAAUUACAUCUCAUUCUGUGGCCUUAGAACACAUGCACAGCUUGAAGGAAGCCUAGUCACUGAGCUUAUCUAUGUCCACAGCAAGCUGCUGAUUGCCGAUGACAACACGGUUAUUAUUGGCUCUGCUAAUAUAAAUGAUCGAAGCAUGCUGGGAAAGCGUGACAGUGAAAUGGCUGUCAUUGUACAGGACACGGAGACGGUUCCUUCUGUAAUGGACGGAGAAGAGUACCAAGCUGGCCGGUUUGCCCAAGGACUUCGGCUGCAGUGCUUUAGGGUUGUCCUUGGCUAUCUUUCUGAUUUGAGUGAGGACAUUCAGGACCCAGUGAGUGACAAAUUCUUCAAGGAGGUUUGGGUUUCAAUAGCAGCUCGAAAUGCUACAAUUUACGAUAAGGUGUUCCGGUGCCUUCCCAAUGAUGAAGUACACAAUUUAAUUCAACUGCGAGACUUUAUAACCAAACCCAUAUUAGCAAAAGAAGAUCCCAUUAGAGCUGAGGAAGAACUGAAAAAGAUUCGUGGGUUCUUGGUGCAAUUCCCCUUUUACUUCUUGUCUGAAGAAAGCCUACUGCCUUCUGUUGGAACCAAAGAAGCCAUGGUGCCUAUGGAGGUUUGGACUUAAGAGAAAUCUGGAGUUGUACUCUUUUGCAGACCAAGGACUUUCACUCUGAAGACCACACUGCAUGCAGUGACUUUCUGGAGACCUCACAACCAAAGCCUGUCCUGGCACACGUCUCCAACCCAUUAACCCACUGGGACAGUAUCAAGGACUGACAUGGAAUGGCCUGGAAAGAAUGCAGCUAUACUGUAGGGACACUGAACCUGAGCAGAGCUUUAUAAUUCCUCCAGCCUCUACUUGUGAAAAAGGGACUGUGUUCUUGUUGGUAGGCAUGUGUGACGACAUCCCAUGACGUACACCAAAAUGCAUUUCCUUUGCUAACGAGAAUUUACCUGUUGCCAAAAGUUGUCUGAACCUCCUCGUUCUUCAUGACCCUCAUUUAUGCAGCGAAGUCUCCUGGGUCUGCCCUGGUCUUGUACUCCCUGCAAGCACUGUUUGAGAUAUUGUUUACUGCCAGAAGAUGUUGUGAUGCUCCUUCUAGGGUGCUUGAGAUCCCUGUCUAUCUGACCCUGGGAUAGUAGUGCUUCCCCAAGAAGGACAUGGUCGUUAUUCCUUUUUAGUGACUAAAAGGACAGGACAGACUUCAGUCUACACAGCAGCCCAUGCUAGGCACUUCCGAUAACAUUGAACUGUAUGUAUUUUGACACCAGGGGGCAACAGGAAGGAAUUAAAUUCACUUAUUGAAGCAGAGAUUUCACUUUGCCCCCUAAGCCACUGCCAAGAUGUGUCUUUGUGAUAGGGCACACCUAAUGAAAUGGGGAAACAUGUGCAGUGUAUUUGAUUACACAGCAACCAGAUAAAACUCAAAGAUAGAGCACGCCUCCUUCAGAAACCUGCAAGGUGUCAGUGGGGAUCUCAUCCAGAUGAGAAGAUCUCUUAUACGUGAAAAAAAAAAAAGUAGGCCCGUAAAAUUUCCUGUCAUCUUUAGCUGGGCGAUCAAUUGAAAUUUAAGUUUCUACAUUUCAAAAUCAAACUAAUGAACUCAAUUUGUCUUUCCAGAAAAUCAGAGGCUGUGUAACUCGUACGAAGUUCAUAAGUACGAGUCUAACCUUGUUUGACAUCCAGCUCUUCAGCUACAUUAUCUCCUUUAAGGAAAAUUAAUUGAUUGCAAACUAUGUGCUGCUUUGCUUACAUUAUUUAAAUACACAUUAACAUUCCACAAGGACUUCCAAAGAAGUUUCAGAUGCUUAUUAACUCACAUUGCCCUGGUCUGUGAAUUGUUCUGGAAUUUUCCUUUUUGGGUGUUGAGUACCCUUUGAUAUAACAAAGCUCUAAAAAAAAAAAAAACUAAAA
Molecule: messenger RNA, 5033 nt
Organism: Loxodonta africana (African savanna elephant)
Lineage: Eukaryota; Metazoa; Chordata; Mammalia; Proboscidea; Elephantidae
Gene: PLD1
Product: phospholipase D1
Exons: 27
Coding region: 516-3743 (1075 amino acids)
Biological process (GO): intracellular signal transduction; regulation of vesicle-mediated transport; phospholipid catabolic process
Cellular component (GO): plasma membrane region; intracellular membrane-bounded organelle
Molecular function (GO): D-type glycerophospholipase activity; phosphatidylinositol binding
Source: RefSeq, a predicted model, not a curated record